Messenger RNA from Erpetoichthys calabaricus (reedfish), 6670 nucleotides. RefSeq names its product sorting nexin-27-like. Gene Ontology annotation, cellular component: early endosome. The record is from RefSeq and is a predicted model, not a curated record. Gene Ontology annotation, molecular function: phosphatidylinositol-3-phosphate binding; protein binding. Lineage: Eukaryota; Metazoa; Chordata; Cladistia; Polypteriformes; Polypteridae. Gene Ontology annotation, biological process: signal transduction; intracellular protein transport.
CUUUCGAGCCGGUCUCGUGAUGACGGCAGCUGGCGACGGGAAUGUUGUUGUGAAGAUGGCGGAUGAAGUGGGUGACGGAAUCCGCUCCGGGCCGCCGCUGCCGAGAAAUAGUUCGAGUACCGGCUCAGCCGGUCUCCCAUCUCCUGGGGUCAAUUCAGGGCCCAGACUAGUACGAAUUGUCAAAUCGGAUUCGGGGUAUGGAUUUAACGUUAGAGGCCAGGUGAGCGAAGGGGGUCAGCUCCGGAGUAUCAACGGCGAGCUAUACGCACCGCUGCAGCACGUCAGUGCCGUCCUGCCCGGGGGAGCCGCAGAUCGAGCUGGGAUCUCCAAGGGGGACCGCAUUCUGGAAGUGAAUGGUGUAAACGUGGAAGGUGCAACCCAUAAGCAAGUAGUGGACUUAAUCCGUGCUGGAGAAAAAGAGCUUCUGCUAACUGUCCUGUCAGUACCACAACACGAAGCAGAUAGUUUAGAUCCUGGGGAUGAUUCAUCUGGCCAGUCCUUUUACGACUACACUGAGAAACAGGCUGUGCCCAUUUCUAUUCCCACAUACAAGCAUGUUGAGCAAAAUGGAGAAAAAUUUGUGGUAUAUAACAUAUACAUGGCGGGUCGGCAAUUGUGUUCAAAGCGGUACCGUGAAUUUUCUAUUCUGCAUCAAAACCUGAAGAGAGAGUUUACCAAUUUCACCUUCCCAAGGUUGCCAGGCAAGUGGCCCUUCUCCCUUUCUGAGCAGCAGUUGGAUGCGCGUCGACGUGGUCUAGAAGAAUACCUGGAGAAAGUUUGUUCUGUACGGGUGAUUGGAGAAAGUGACAUCAUGCAGGAGUUUCUUUCAGAGUCUGAUGAGAAUUAUAAUGGAGUAUCAGAUGUUGAACUUCGAAUAGCACUACCAGAUAAAACAACCAUUACAGUCAGAGUGAAGAACAGCACCACAGACCAGGUCUAUCAGGCAGUCGCCUCUAAAGUGGGCAUGGACAGCAUUACUGCAAGUUACUUUGCACUGUUUGAAGUUAUCAAUCACUCCUUUGUUCGGAAGCUGGCUCCCAAUGAAUUUCCUCACAAGAUAUACAUUCAGAACUACACCUCUGCGAUGCCAGGAACUUGUCUUGCAAUCAGGAAAUGGCUAUUCACUACAGAGGAGGAAGUGUUGUUAAAUGACAAUGACCUCGCCAUUGCAUAUUGCUUCCAUCAGGCAGUAGAUGAUGUAAAAAAAGGCUACAUUAAAGUUGGGGAGAAGGCCUACCAGCUUCAGAAACUGGCAGAGCAGAGAAAAAUGGGAAUGUAUCUGAAUAUUGUUCGUUCUUGUGAAGGAUACAAUGAAAUUACUUUCCCUCACUGUGCAUGUGACUCAAGGAGAAAGGGGCACGUGAUCACCGCAAUUAGUAUUAAGCACUUUAAACUACUUGCCUGCACUGAAGAAGGACAGUUGGAGAACCAGGUAAUUGCGUUUGAGUGGAAUGAGAUGCAGAGGUGGGAUACAGAUGAGGAGGGCAUGGCAUUCUGUUUUGAGUACGCACGUGGCGAGAAGAAACCACGAUGGGUCAAGAUCUUCACUCCAUAUUUCAACUACAUGCAUGAGUGCUUUGAGAGAGUAUUCUGUGAACUCAAGUGGCGAAAGGAGGUGGAAGAGGAGGUGACUGACAAGGACAACAAGAACUGCAGUAAAGAUGAAUAUCUUCCUGCUGUUGAGAUCAAACAGAAGGGAUGGUGCCACCUAGGAGGAGAGAUCGCAACAUCAUAAAAGCAAAAAAGAUAAAUCAUUAGUUUCAAAAAUCCACGGACAUGGAAGAAAAAAAUAUUGAGCAAUGAGAUUUAAACAUUAAGAACAUCCUAGGUGUUGUCUUCAUUGAGUACUUAAACCCAGGCCAGAAUUGUCCUCGAAUCAACGGUAUCAUUGGUCAAAUGUCAUUUGUCAUUUACGGCAUCCUGAACUGAAGGGAAGUGUGAGAGGACGCUCAAAAGGUGUUCGAUAGCCUCUCACAGGUCCUGGCUCACAUGGAGAUAGGCAGAAUGUGCCCAGCAUAGUGCCUGGAGGCUAAGUGGGGCACCACAGAGUGGAACAAAGCAGAGAUCAAAUGCUAAGGAUUAUAUUGGGCCUUUAAAAGUGUGAACCUAGAACCAGAAGGUAACACAAGUAGCAGAUCUGCACCUUUUCUGCACUUCACAAAAGAUGGCACCGUUGUUCAGCAACAAGCUUCAAGUAGGUGAAUGUGUCCAAGGAUGUGUUUGAAAGAGCAAUGGUGGAAAACAUUUCGCUGUAUCUCAUCCAAGCAGCUGCUAUACUUAGAACACUAAAAUUUUGUAUUACAGGUUCUUCUUUCUGGAUUUCUGUCCUGCCUGUACCUUCAGCAAAUCUUUGUUGUAGUUUCAUGCUGAUUUGAUCUAAGACCUUCUGUAAAUAGGGAAAACGUUCAGAAAGAGUCCUCAAGUGAAAGGUUUUUUGUUUGAAGUUUUGUUAACUUUUUGUCUUAUUUUUGUGUUUUCGAGUUUGGUCCAGAUCGGGUAAAUUGAAGUAGACAGGCAUUACUAGUACUGUAGGGAUUCAAGAGUUUCUUGGGAAAACGGCCCCCGUGAAUUACAUGUUAUGUCUCAAAUGCUUUACCAGGGGCUUUCUUGCUCUGUAGUAAUUGCAAACCAAGAAAAAAAUUAGCUAAAUUGUUAAGGAAACUGAAGCUACUUAUAUGUCAAUCUCCUGGUUUUGUUGUUACCUUUUCUUUCUCAAUCCCUAACUGAUUUCAGACAAAACAGUGAGGACCACAUAUUUAAGCACUGAAAUAUGGAAUUACGCUAUCCGAUGAAACCUGUAAAAAAAAAUUUAUCAUAUGAAGCAAAGAUUCUUCUACAAAAAUGACAAGUGGAGACCUUUUUUGUCGUAAGUUGUACACACCAACCUUUUUUUAAUUUAUUCUGUGAGUUAAUGACAUUAUGGCCUUAAUCUGUUUCUAGCAUUGGCCCUCUGGAAUGUUUUUGCUUAGACGCUAUCUCAUUGCUCAACAUCCCCAUCUGCACCCAGUCAUCUGGGUGAGGUGCUUGAUCAGGAGGAAGAAGUUUCAUUGGUUAUAAAGGCUACUUUGCAUAAUGUUGCUGUACUUUGAGUAUUUUUUUUUUCUGCACUAUUUUAAAUGGCUUCCAAUAUAAAGUAAGUUGACGAGAAACUCAAAACAGGGAGGUAGGGUGUGUUCCAUACACAAGUUACUAUUUAUAAGCAACGAAUAAAGUUACUAACACGAAAGUGCCAAAAAUCCAGCAAAUCAUCCGCUUCCACAAUUCUCUUUGGCAGGAGCAGCCCUCCUCUUUUUUUUUUAAUAUUAGAAACCCCAAGACAGGAUAAGAGAGAGAGAGAUGACUUACUUGAAGAGCUCUGUCAUUUUACAGAUUUCACAGCAGGUAAGGUGCUGGAAGCAGCCUGGUCAAAAAAAAUCACAUACUGAAGUGAGGUUUUUUUUUUUUUUUUUUUUUUUAACUUAAUGCAUCACAUUCAUUGAAGUCAGCAGGAAAAAAUAUAUGUAAUCACAGUUACUGCACACAAAUGGAUUUGCAAAGAUCCCCUGCUGAGUACUUGACUUGGCCUGGCAGUCUGAGGCUGCUUGCCAGAAUAGUAUUACUUAACAUUUUCAUCACCAAAGAAUGUACAAGCUGCUUUUUUUAUCCUUAACAUUUCUAUAGUAUUUCCAAGCCAGUUUUGGUAGUUCAUGGAUGUCAAAGCAGUCAGACUACUGUACAUGAUUGCCGUUUGUGCACAGCCUUUUGUGACUCCAUACUUGUUUUUAUUUUAUGCAUCUGGAUCUUAUUACUGCUUUGAUAUCCUGUAGUAUGCCUCACAUAUUUAAUGCACCCUUUUGUGAAUAAAAGACCAUAGAAAAGACUUUGUAUGUACAAGCACUCCUUAUUUUAAUGCACAAUAUCUAUAGUACAGAGCAAUUUAUUGGACCCAGACAUCUGUCAGGAACACUUUGUGGUGUUCUAUUCUUUCCUGUAUGUUUUUACUGCUGCUGUAUCCAGAUGUUAAUUUCUCGCCUUCUUUGCUCCGUGGCAGUUUUACAGAAUUCCCUAUCCUGCCGCUCAUAUAAUAAACUGCAGAAUGGCAGGUGUCCCCAGCAUUGAGAGUUUGCUCUGUGACUUGCACAUGGUUUGUUUGAGAGCUGACGUUUUUUUCAUGGAGCCACAACUCAGCAAGAAAACUAUUCAUCUUGAAGUCAUUCUUGCUUUUAAAGAUGUUUCUAAUUUUUAAUUUGUGGAUAUUGUGUCAAGAGUUUUCUUCAUAAGCUGAAAUUGACUGACUUCUGGAUUUAAAGGAAAAAACAUGUUUAACCUUGGCUUACCUUCUGCUUACUCUUUUCUUCAGUGAAAUGUUAAGUGUCCAACUACAAAGAAACUGCUCUCCGUUUCCUCUUCUGUAUUUUCAGUGCCUUGAUUUUUAGGGGCUGUAAAGGUACACAAAUACACAUCCACCACUCAUCGUGAGACAGGCAAGCUUUAAUGGAAUGCUGCCUUAAUCAAUGAGAAAAGCCCUUAAUCAAGGUAAAAGUCCAUCGGUUAUCAGUGCGCUCAGUAACAAAUGAGCUUGUUCAUUGGACUUGAAGUCUUUUUCUGCUGUCAGCUUUGGGGAAGUUAUCUGUGUUGAUCUGCUUAAGCAGAGUUUUCUCUCUGAGGGCCGUGCUGAUGCCGAAUAUUCACCAGCUGGCCUGUCCCUCAGGGCUGUAAACUGUUGAGGCUGGAUUGAGAGGCUAACCCGUGCAAGCUGGACGCUGACUGAUUAAUGCACCAAUGCUCACUAACAGACUCCCUAGCAGAAACCAACUGAGCACUCCUGUCAGCUUUGUCCUGUAGAGUUCAGAACCUACACUUCAAAAAGCCAGGCACUGCUGGAACAUCCGGAGAUACACAAAUCCAGAGCUGUCAUACUUCUGAAAAGGGCAGCAGUUAGCAAAAAUAGAUCUACAAUAAUCCACAAUAAAAUAAAUCCUUAGAUAAAUCUUGACAGUCAAUUCUUAAGACUGACAGAAUUCACUUUGAGAAACGUUUUUCUUUUUAAUGGACGCCAUUUAAAUUCCUUCAAACAUUUCACAGAUCUUACAGAUUGGUGGACUAAUAGAGUUACCAGUUUACUUCUCAGGGUUAACCAGACAUGUGAAAUGAAGCCAGCUGUCAAUGAUCCACGAGCUGGGCAUCCAGACACUUUGACAGAGCGCCCAGCUCAACAUGUCUGAUUUUGAUCUUGGGCAUGCAGGCAACGUCAGUCCUUGAAUGAGCAUGUUAAAAAUGAAUGAAAAGGAAUUAUUUAAAGUAAAGUUACAUCUUGACAUCACUGGAAUAUUUUCUGAGCAUCUUCUGCCUUUUUAUUGUUGAUCAGUGGGAGAUUUUGGUUAAGAUGGAAGCGCAGAGUACAGCACCACAAAUGCAGUUUUUGUCUUUAUUGUGUUUAAAAUUAGAGCUUUUCUAAGUUUGAGAAAAUGUGCAUAAAUGGAAAAAAGCGAGAGAAAGAGAUGUGACUGUGCUUAUGUGGGUUGAUAAAAAGACAUUUUCUUAUGGUGCCCCAAAAAAGACUGUUAGCCAGAUAGUUUAAGAAACUGAAAUCUUAUAAACUGAAGAAAAGCGAGACCUUCUGGGACAGAAAACUGCGGCACCAGUUGUGGGUUUGGUGUGUUUGAGCUUAUUCUUCGAGCAAGUCACUCUAGCAGUUUGCUCACAGGAGACAUUUGUCACUGGCUACUUACACAGACAGGGUUAUUAUGGACCUUUAUAGAUACUCGCAUUUUAUAGUUUUGAUGUGUUUUGUAAAAUGAAAAUCAUGUUCUGAUGGCACAGACUCGUGGUGUUUCACUCUCUUUAAUCACGAUUGUGUAAUUUGAUGUUGGUGCUAGGAAGCACAGGCUUCAUUUCAAAGCAGAGAUGUUUGGAUGCACUGGAUUUUAGUGCAGCCCCCCAUAAUUGUACCCCCAAAAUAGUCGUUGCCAUUACUGGCUGGGUGCUUUGCACUCCUAAGUACUAAAAGAAACAACCAGACUGCUUGAUUUACUGUUUCCCAAAAAUUUGCUUUUUAUAACAGCUUGGGUGGAAGCAGUUGUUGGGUAUUACAAUUCUAGAUAUGGCAGUGUCACCAUUUGGCAUUAAAAGUGUUGCCUCUGUAACUGGCAUUCUAGACAAAGCAGUGAUUUCAGUGCCUGUUCUAAAUGUUAUUUUUGUUAAUCGAGAUCCCAUAGCCUCAUGCCAUCAUAUCCUCCUUCAUUUUGUUCAAGAUGCAUACUGUAGCACCAAGAAAAGGAAGAGAAUCCUUGUGCAUUUCUUAAUUAGUUGGCAUUUUUAUCAUCUUGUGACGGUGGGCCCGGUCCAGCCUGCGCCUGGGGUGGCUCUCCAGUCCCCUCCGGCUGCAGCCUUACACUGUCCCUCUAGCAGCAUUCUGACCAGACUGCAAUCCUGCACUGUUAAAAUUUAUUUGAAAAAAUUCUAAUUGUGUUUUCAUCAUGGUAUGUUUGUUUGUGAUCUGUUUAAAAAAAUGUGAAAAGAUUAAAGAAAAAUUCUAACAGUGUUUAAUUUCUUGUUUAACAAAAAAAAAAAUGAAAAAAAGAAAAAUACCUAACUGCUCUAAAUAGACAGAAGAAGAAACCUGUUUGGUAAUGUCACUUAGUGUAAUAAAUUGUAACAUAUUCUUUUAAAUAAAAUGAUUUAUUGAUGA